Dentiscutata erythropus is the source of this 212-nucleotide messenger RNA. The record is from the annotation of a GenBank genome assembly. NCBI's taxonomy places the organism in Eukaryota, Fungi, Glomeromycota, Glomeromycetes, Diversisporales, Gigasporaceae.
CGCAUGGGCCUAAAAAUGCAUCGAAGGCUAACACUUAUGCCAGUGAAGCCCUUCGACAUUCACCUGAUAACCAUGCUUCUCCAUUCAAGAGAUAUACUAUAGUCAAUAUGCGAAAAAGAGGAGAACCCUUUAAUCAGGCAAAUCCAUUCUACAUCUUCGAUGAAAAACUAAUAAUAAAUUUUUUGGAAGAUGAGUUAGAUGUUGUUUAUUAA